AUGAGCUACCAAACCAAGUUGCCCUUAGGCACUCCUGUCAUUGAUCAAUUCCUCGGCCUCAAACCCCAUCCCACCAAGUGUCAGGCCACGUACGUCUGGAUUGACGGGACUGGAGAGUGUCUCCGCAGCAAGACUCGAACCCUUCCUUCAGUCCCCCGCACCGUCUCUGGUAAGUCCCAUAUUAUGUUUUAUUAGAUGCAAAGUCGUAUCCUUAGUAUUACGGUAAUCGUUUGUUUGCAGACUACCCCAUUUGGAACUACGAUGGUUCCUCUUGCGGCCAAGCCAAAGGCCGUGACUCUGAUACUUAUCUCUAUCCAGUGGCUCAUUAUCCAGAUCCAUUCCUUGGUGGAAAUGCCCGUCUUGUCCUCUGUGACACCUACAAUCACAAGAAGGAGCCAACUGGUAGGUACUAUAGGAUGCAGUAACCUCAAUCUCAUCCUCAGCCACCAACCAUCGCUUCAAAUGCAAAAAGGUGAUGGAUGCCUGUGCUCAUCAGAAGCCCUGGUUCGGAAUCGAGCAGGAGUACCUUCUCUUGGAUCGUGAUGGAUAUCCGCUGGGAUGGCCGAAGCAUGGAUUCCCCGCUCCCCAAGGUCCCUAUUACUGUGCUGUUGGGGCUGACCGUAUCUUCGGCCGGGAAGUGGUCGAAGCCCAUUAUCGCGCCUGUCUCCACGCCAAUCUGACCAUCUGUGGGACCAAUGCGGAGGUUACCCCCGGACAAUGGGAAUAUCAGAUCGGUCCAGUGGAAGGUAUCGCCAUGGGAGAUGAGUUGUGGAUGUCCCGUUAUCUUCUUCACAGAACAGCCGAACAGUUUGGAGUAGUGGUCACCUUCGAUCCCAAGCCAUCAGUUACAUGUGGAGAAUGGAAUGGUGCCGGAUGUCAUACCAACUUCAGCACACUGGCAAUGAGACAGCCUGGGGGCUUGAAGGAGAUCGAAGCUGCCAUGGCCAAGCUGCAGCCACUUCAUGCUCAACAUCUCAGGAUGUACGACCCCAAUGGGGGAGAAGAUAAUCUGAGAAGAUUGAGUGGAAGAUGCGAGACUUCCAGUGCGGACAAGUUCACUUGGGGUGUGGCCAACAGAGGAUGCAGCGUCAGAAUCCCGAGACAGGUUGCCGAGGAAGGCUGUGUAAGUAAAUCUUCCUGUUAGUUCUUUGUUAGGUUGCCGCAAUAAAAAUAUUUUUACUUUUAGGGUUAUCUGGAAGACCGUCGUCCCUCCUCCAACGUUGAUCCCUACUGCGUUACUGCUGCUCUAGCCGAAUCUAUUUGUCUUUGA
This is a messenger RNA of Bursaphelenchus xylophilus (pine wood nematode), 1270 nucleotides long. NCBI's taxonomy places the organism in Eukaryota, Metazoa, Nematoda, Chromadorea, Rhabditida, Aphelenchoididae. The record is from the annotation of a GenBank genome assembly.